Messenger RNA from Acytostelium subglobosum LB1, 288 nucleotides. RefSeq lists its product as hypothetical. The coding region runs from base 1 to 288 and encodes 95 amino acids. The transcript is spliced from 2 exons. The record is from RefSeq and is a predicted model, not a curated record. NCBI's taxonomy places the organism in Eukaryota, Evosea, Eumycetozoa, Acytosteliales, Acytosteliaceae.
AUGGUCAAGAAAUGUGACAAGAACGACGAUGGAGCAGUGGAGUUGCUCCAAUAUGAGGCGACGGACCACAAGCUAGUCACAUUCUUGAGAGACAGAUACCAAGAGCAUCACGCUGGCGUCAACGUUGUUAUAGUUGACCGUGUCUCAAUUCAGAAAGACACCAACAUCAGGUAUACAUCUGGGUAUAUUAUUAGAUAUGACAAGACUGAGGACAACGAACUCUCAAAGGACUGGGGCGUAAUGUUACUUCCACAUCACGAAGCUGGAGCCGCGGCUUGGUUGACUUGA